AUGGGCUGCGCUGUGUCACACGGGGUACAAGGAUGGGCUGCGCUGUGUCACACAGGGUACGAGGAUGGGCUGCGCUGUGUCACACGGGGUACGAGGAUGGGCUUCGCUGUGUCACACGUGGUACGAGGAUGGGCUGCGCUGUGUCACACAGGGUACAAGGAUGGGCUGCGCUGUGUCACACAGGGUACAAGAAUGGGCUGCGCUGUGUCACACUGGGUACAAGGAUGGGCUGCGCUGUGUCACACGGGGUACAAGGAUGGGCGGCGCUGUGUCACACGGGGUACUAGGAUGGGCCUCGCUGUGUCACACGGGGUACGAAGAUGGGCUGCGCUGUGUCACACAGGGUACAAGGAUGGGCUGCGCUGUGUCACACAGGGUACAAGGAUGGGCUGCGCUGUGUCACAUGGGGUACAAGGAUGGGCUGUGCUGUGUCACACAGGGUACAAGGAUGGCAACUAG
This is a messenger RNA of Pelobates cultripes (western spadefoot toad), 459 nucleotides long. The record is from the annotation of a GenBank genome assembly. Lineage: Eukaryota; Metazoa; Chordata; Amphibia; Anura; Pelobatidae.